UAUGGGGCACAGAGGGGCAGGAUGGGGUGAGGGACACAAGGUGGACCUAGGAGUGGCGGUAGGACAGUGGAGACACGGGAUGGCAGAAGGGCCACAGAGAGAACAGAUUGUUACCAAGGGUGGCAGAGGGGCUCUGGACCAUGGUGGGGGGUGACAGGGUGACAGGGUUGUGGCAUCUCCAGAGAGUGCUGGUGGUGUUCGCGGUGUCCCUGCGUGUCCCACUGCCAUGUGGCCAUGCCUGCUGCUCGCUCUCGCCCUGCUGGGCACUGUCCCUGCCAGCCACCCCGCCCCCCGCCAGCCCCAGGGGGUGCCUGCUGGUGAGACCGCCCCGCUGCACUACACCGUGGUGAAGAAGCUGUACACCUACUCAGGUGCCGAGCGCUACUGCCAGGACGUGUACCGGGGCCAGCUGGCCUCAGUGCACAGCGCCGCCCGCAACCAGCAGCUGCAGAAACUGGCACAAACCUACAACAUCAUCCUCGCACCCUGGAUUGGAGCUGUCACCAGCCGCAGGGCAGGGCAGUGGGAGUCCUACUGGGAGGACUCCAGCCCCUGGAACUACGCGAACUGGGCGCCCACUCACCCCUUCCACAUUGUCACCACCUGCACCACCCUCAGCACCCGAGACGGGCUCUGGCGAAGCCGCUUCUGCCUCCAGCUGCGCCCCUUCAUCUGCCAGUACUGA
Messenger RNA from Pyrgilauda ruficollis (rufous-necked snowfinch), 685 nucleotides. RefSeq names its product proteoglycan 3-like. The coding region runs from base 227 to 685 and encodes 152 amino acids. Lineage: Eukaryota; Metazoa; Chordata; Aves; Passeriformes; Passeridae. Gene Ontology annotation, molecular function: signaling receptor activity. The transcript has 5 exons. The record is from RefSeq and is a predicted model, not a curated record.